AUGAAAGAUGCCGCCGAGCUUCUGGGCCACCGGGAGGCGGUGAAGUGUAGGCUGGGCGUGGGAGGCUCCGAUCCUGGGGGCCAUCCGGGAGACAUAGCGCCCAACUCCGACCCAGUCGAGGGAGCCACUCUGCUGCCCGGGGAGGACAUCACCACAGUGGGCUCUACGCCGGCCUCGCUGGCGGUGAGCGCAAAGGACCCGGACAAGCAGCCGGGGCCUCAAGGCGGCCCGAACCCCAGCCAAGCCGGCCAGCAGCAGGGCCAACAGAAGCAGAAGCGCCACCGGACGCGCUUCACCCCGGCGCAGCUCAACGAGUUGGAGAGGAGCUUCGCUAAGACUCACUACCCCGACAUCUUCAUGCGCGAGGAACUGGCGCUGCGUAUCGGGCUGACAGAGUCCCGAGUGCAGGUCUGGUUUCAGAACCGGCGCGCUAAGUGGAAGAAGCGCAAGAAGACCACCAAUGUGUUCCGCGCACCGGGAACUCUGCUGCCCACUCCAGGCCUGCCUCAGUUCCCAUCAGCCGCCGCCGCCGCCGCUGCCGCAAUGGGCGACAGCCUGUGCUCUUUCCACGCCAACGACACCCGCUGGGCGGCGGCCGCCAUGCCGGGUGUGUCGCAGCUGCCGUUGCCGCCGGCUCUGGGCAGGCAGCAAGCCAUGGCUCAGUCGCUGUCCCAGUGCAGCCUGGCGGCCGGGCCGCCGCCCAACUCCAUGGGCCUGUCCAACAGCCUGGCGGGCUCCAACGGCGCGGGGCUGCAGUCGCACCUCUACCAGCCCGCUUUCCCCGGCAUGGUGCCCGCUUCCCUUCCCGGCCCAAGCAACGUCUCUGGGUCGCCCCAGCUUUGCAGCUCCCCGGACAGCAGCGACGUGUGGCGGGGUACAAGCAUCGCCUCCCUCCGCCGCAAGGCUCUAGAGCACACAGUCUCCAUGAGCUUCACUUAAUGCAGCCGCGCCCAGCCCGCUCUGUCCCCGGCACCGCCCCAAGGGCCGGCGCGAGGCCCCUCCGGCGCGCGUCAGGGUCCCCACUCCCGGUCCGGCACCCUGCCCCAUCCCGGCCCGGUCCCUGCCACGUCUCGUUGUGUUCUCCCCUCUUCCCUCCACUCGCUCGGGCUCACGCCAGGUCUCAGCCCGCGAGGCCUCCCCUCCGCCUGAUUUCGCUCGCCCCGGUCCCCUGCCCUCCCCCAAACCCCUCUUUCCGUCUCACCCAGCUCCUCCCUGGCCCCACCUCCAGCGCCUCACCCCACCCUUUCCCUCUAUCCCUGGGCCUCUCUGCUGCCCUACUCGAGCCCGCGCCCUCCUCCCGGCCUCAGACCGGUGGCAUUCCCUCCCACACCUCCAACGCAACGCCUCUGACCCCUUAGCCCGCCGCUUCCCCUCCGGUUCCUUCUGGCCCCGCACCUCACGCCCCUCCUCCUGCGCCCUGCAAAAAUCAUUCUUCCCGCCAUUUUACUACCAGGGAGUCGACUCAGGAUCUGAAAUCAGACACCAAUGGACUGGUUUGUGGGCAGAAACACACACACUUGCACUCUCGCUCACUCUCAGACACUACACACACGCGCACACACACAUACAGUGUACCUAAGUCAAACACAGACGUGUUCAAGGGACAGCACAAUGUUAGGGAUUUUUGUCUUAAAGGAGGACAAGCAUCUGCUAUCAACCGUCUCUUCUGAGGGCCCAACUAAUAUUAUUUGAUUUAUCCUUGUAUUUUUUUCCUCCAAACUGCUCUCUUUCUCUCCUCUCCCACCACCCUACCCUUGCCCCGUCCACCAGUCACGUCCAUGUAGCCCUCUAUUGGCUUGCAAAAUAAUGCUUUUACUUUAUCUUACUCUUAUUUUAAGCACAACUGUGUAAGGGUAUUUAAGGGAAGGCUUCUCAGGAGGAACAUGCCAGUGGAUAGGGUGGGCUGGAGCAAACUAAAGCAGUCGAUGUGAAGAGGUAUCUUACCCAUUUUGAUAAGUCUUUAUAAGGAAGAAUAAAUGUAAGAAAAAUUUCCUUUUGUAAAAGCAAAAGCUACAUCUUUUUCUGGAUCCUUCAGGACUGGGGUUUGUUUGCUUCCUUUUCCGUUUCUCUCUCCUAGCUGCUCUGUGCCCUUGGUUGUUUUGUGGUCGUCCUGUCGUCCCUCGUGCCCCCCGGCCACCGCCCAGGCCCCUGCUGGCCUCCGGUGGGUGCACUAGGACAUCUACAACCCUGCAACUUUGUACCGAGAAACACAAUCAGCCCUUUCUGCAUGUGCUGGUCAAAUACAAACCCAGAGAACAGAAACGCUUUCGAAGAAUGAACAAACAUGUGAAAUAGGAUGUUUUGUGUAGAUAAAGAAUUCUUGUUAAAUACUGGUCAAUUUGUG
Molecule: messenger RNA, 2344 nt
Organism: Manis javanica (Malayan pangolin)
Lineage: Eukaryota; Metazoa; Chordata; Mammalia; Pholidota; Manidae
Gene: OTP
Product: orthopedia homeobox
Biological process (GO): neuron differentiation; regulation of DNA-templated transcription
Molecular function (GO): DNA binding; DNA-binding transcription factor activity, RNA polymerase II-specific
Source: RefSeq, a predicted model, not a curated record